AUGCUCGGAGAGGGGUUGAUUAUAAGCAAUUAUUUCUUACUGGGACUCAGGCCCAUCGACACCUACCCUGAAAGGGCGCGAUCCUACUUCACAUAUUCAGCAUACCUGUGGACUCCGAUAACGAUGUGGCUAGCGCGAAUCAGCAUCCUGACGGCGAUGAUUCGAUUAGUCCCCGCCGGCCGCAACCAGCUCAUAACCAAGAUCUCCACCGUCGUCUUCUGGCUCAUGAUCACCACCAUCGUAUUCACCAGAAUCACCAUGUGCGGCGUGCCCCUCCCGCAAUUCCUUGCAUGCCAUCCACAGCCAGACUACGAAGUAGGACUUAGUCUCGCUUUUGGCCUUAUCGGAACGGCGUGGCUUGUGGGUUGGCCCUUGUAUCUCCUCUCGCGGAUGAAACUUGCUGCGUUUGAGAAGAAGAUUAUUCAAGCCUGUUUUGCGAGCGGCGUUUCUUUAAUCGCGCUCGAUAUCGCCCACGCCACUGCUCUUCUAAUGGUGCGAGCCUCAGCGUACAAGAAGCACUACGAGGCGCUUAAUACCACGGGGAACCUCAUCGUCAUCGUCUCGGUCUUGUGCUGCAACAGUCUCGUCCUUGCCACCUAUGUUUACCGUCUAUGGCGUCAACGGAAACAACGACAAGCUGAAGCCGAGGCAGGGGAAGAGUCGUCCUCGGAGCCAGAGUCCUCCUCAGAGAAAUGUGCGUAUUCCCACCUCCCUCAGCCACCUUAUCGUACAUCCGUCCUGAUUCCCAUCUCCUCGUCUAAAGAUACCACAGAGAGAACAGGUCCUACAGCCACCACACAUGGAACGACGAUGACAACUUUUGGGACGCAUACAACAGGUAUCUACACGUCCAUUGGGGACCUCACGUCUAUCCAAACCAACGGCGCCAACAACUUCUCGAGUGCCAAUACCUAUUCAGUAUCUGGCGCGACGCCCCCACAGGAUACAUCGACAAAGGGUGCUCCUCUUGUCGUCAGCGUAUCAUGA
This is a messenger RNA of Coprinopsis cinerea okayama7#130, 987 nucleotides long. RefSeq lists its product as hypothetical. The coding region runs from base 1 to 987 and encodes 328 amino acids. The record is from RefSeq and is a predicted model, not a curated record. NCBI's taxonomy places the organism in Eukaryota, Fungi, Basidiomycota, Agaricomycetes, Agaricales, Psathyrellaceae. The transcript has 5 exons.